CAUUCUCCAUGUGGUGUCUCCCACGCCGCCCACGCGCGUUCGCACAUUAUCGUAUGUGAAAUGCGCAUGAGAAAUGAGAUAGUUGGGCGCGCACCAGCCCACUGUCUGUCGAGGUUUGCUUUUUCCCUUGCCUUGCCUUGUCUUCCUCCAGUCGAGCUCAUUUCCGACGCAACGCACUUUGACGGCGCCAAUGGAUAGUUAGAUCAAUGUCAAGGCCUCGGUCCAGCAUCGUAGCGUAGCGGCCAUGACGCACAACCCCAAAAUUAUGUGACUGCGGCUCGAGCUUCGCGAUUCAGAUGUGUCGUGCUGUCGCUGCCAUAAGGUAAUGGCUGUCCAUCUCACCCCUGACCCAUUGUCCUUUCGUCUGAAGUCUGGAGGGUUGGAGGUGCCAGGCGGUGAAGGGGACAGACGUUCGAUUGGCCCAUCGGGGAGAGCCAAGCUGACCGAGGAUAUAUGUGUUCAAGAAGGCAACAGUUUCGCCGUGGUACGGUACUGUACGGUACCUAGCUAUGAACAUGGUGAGCUGGGAAGAUUGGCUGUCGUCAUAUCUCUCUCUAUGCGCGGUCAAUCCGUCCAUCCUAUCCUUUGCUGCAAACAGCGAGCGGGCCGACUACUCACGGACCGUGUCCAUCCAUCCAUUCAUUCACUCAGUCAUUCAUUCAUUCAUUCGAGCGCUCCCCGGUACACACCGUUGCAUAUACAGUCGUGGGUCCCUGUCCGUGCAUGUCACUCUGUAUUUUGCUGUAACGUUGGGCUGCGUACCUUGGGCGCAUCACCGCCUUAUCGCAUAGCCCUGCACGCGCUGCCGUCCACAUUCCACUUGCAGUGCUUGAAGCGAGAACCUGUACCCGUCUACGGAAGUUCGCACCAUCAGCCGAGCAUGCAAGGCCCGUUGAGGCGGGCGGCAGCAGCACGUGUCCACCCGCCCUGUCCAGGAUUGGAAUGCCGUUGGUUAUGCCCAUGCAAUACAUGUAAUACGUCGCCAGACUAUGCUCUCGCAAAAUCAUUCUCCCUCACCGCGUCGUUGCUGCAUCCUACGGGCCCAGUAAAGGCUAAAGUCACAACAUCAACUGUUCCCUGGCACCGAAUAACAUGUACAUUGGCGUCUUAUUGCGGUAAUAACCUUCUUGCAGCAUCAUGAGCCACAGUCCGGCGAUCCUACAGCGUCGGGAGAUUUUUCCGUACUUUUGCCAGUAGUGUGAAAGGGUAAAGGCCUAUCAAAAUGGAUGCGUUGGAACAAGUUUCCGCAUUGGCCUUCUCGUGGUGAUCAUCAUCAUCGGACCCUCAUCUCAUGUGAAAGUCUCCUGUUUUUUUGUUGCUGCAGGUCGUGUUGCCGU
Messenger RNA from Periconia digitata, 1337 nucleotides. NCBI's taxonomy places the organism in Eukaryota, Fungi, Ascomycota, Dothideomycetes, Pleosporales, Periconiaceae. The record is from the annotation of a GenBank genome assembly.